This is a messenger RNA of Tripterygium wilfordii, 1561 nucleotides long. Its product is annotated as casein kinase II subunit alpha-2-like. Gene Ontology annotation, biological process: protein phosphorylation. The transcript is spliced from 10 exons. Bases 331 to 1332 code for a protein of 333 amino acids. Gene Ontology annotation, molecular function: ATP binding; protein serine/threonine kinase activity. NCBI's taxonomy places the organism in Eukaryota, Viridiplantae, Streptophyta, Magnoliopsida, Celastrales, Celastraceae. Gene Ontology annotation, cellular component: nucleus; protein kinase CK2 complex; cytosol. The record is from RefSeq and is a predicted model, not a curated record.
UUAAUGGGAAAAACCGACUCAUGCCCAACCCUAAAUUUAAUUUCGAAACUUUGCCAUAGGAGGAUAUGCAUGCCAUAAUAUUUUAUGGUCAUGGCAAAAACCGAUUAAAAGCAUAGUUUGGAAGCUUUGAGCAAAUUUUCCUUCAAUAAAUAAACAUGCCGAGGAAAAUUAGGAAGAUAUUAACGAUAUCCAGCCAAACUGAAUUGGUCGAGAAAGCUGUAAAAGGCCAACGCCGUGUCCGUUCCUCAAAUCGCUAUCGUCAACGGUAAUCACAGUAACAAAAGGUCAAUUUCGGAGAGAUCUGCGUGAUCUUGGUUUACUUUGGCGGCCAUGUCCGGGGCUCGUGUAUACGCUGACGUUAACGUUCACCGCCCAAGAGAAUACUGGGAUUACGAGUCUCUCACCGUUCAAUGGGGUGAUCAAGAUGACUACGAGGUCGUCCGGAAAGUGGGGAGGGGAAAAUACAGUGAGGUCUUUGAAGGUAUAAAUGUCACCAACAAGGAGAGAUGCAUUAUCAAGAUCCUCAAACCAGUGAAGAAAAAGAAGAUAAAGAGAGAGAUAAAAAUAUUGCAAAAUCUCUGUGGAGGACCAAAUGUUGUGAAGCUGCUUGAUAUAGUCAGAGAUCGGCAUUCAAAAACACCUAGCUUGAUUUUUGAAUAUGUCAACAGUAUAGAUUUUAAAGUUUUGUAUGUCACAUUGACGGAUUAUGAUAUACGCUACUACAUAUAUGAGCUGCUCAAGGCAUUAGAUUAUUGCCAUUCACAAGGCAUAAUGCACAGAGAUGUUAAACCUCACAACGUAAUGAUUGACCAUGAGAUGCGGGAACUUCGCUUGAUAGAUUGGGGUCUUGCUGAGUUUUACCAUCCUGCCAAAGAAUACAAUGUCAGAGUAGCUUCAAGGUACUUCAAGGGACCUGAACUCCUUGUGGAUUUGCAAGACUAUGAUUAUUCGUUGGACAUGUGGAGCCUAGGCUGUAUGUUUGCGGGAAUGAUUUUUCGCAAGGAACCAUUCUUUUACGGUCAUGACAAUCAGGAUCAACUUGUGAAAAUUGCCAGGGUUCUUGGUACGGAUGAGUUAAAUGCUUAUUUGAACAAAUAUCAUUUGGAGCUUGACCCUCAGCUUGAAGCUCUUGUUGGAAGGCAUAGCAGGAAGCCAUGGUCAAGAUUUAUUAAUUCAGAAAAUCAGCAUCUGGUUUCCCCCGAGGCCAUUGAUUUUCUUGAUAAGCUCCUUCGGUAUGAUCACCAGGACCGGCUCACUGCUAGGGAGGCAAUGGCUCAUCCAUACUUCUUCCAAGUCAGAUCUGCGGAGAACAGCAGAAUGCGCACGCAAUAGUGAUACACUGAUACUCUCUUAUGGGUUUCUUUUUUGACUUAACUUUCAAUUGAGCCAUGUUGCUCUGGGGUUGACGUGUAUGCAUUGCAUGGUUGCUGCAUGAGAAAUCUUAGUUUAGGAAUCUGUUUGCUCACUACUUUUUUCCCCCUGCGGCUAACAUUCUUUGAAUUCAGCCCAACUUGCGAAACAUAAUUUAUGUCUGAUAUUUUGUGUUAUUAGUUGUUAUCAA